Messenger RNA from Acanthamoeba castellanii str. Neff, 1887 nucleotides. RefSeq names its product GTPaseactivator protein for Ras-like GTPase. The coding region runs from base 1 to 1887 and encodes 628 amino acids. Gene Ontology annotation, biological process: regulation of GTPase activity. The record is from RefSeq and is a predicted model, not a curated record. NCBI's taxonomy places the organism in Eukaryota, Discosea, Longamoebia, Acanthamoebidae. The transcript is spliced from 10 exons.
AUGAAGGAGCGAGAGAGGUCGGGCUCAGUGGACAAGGAGAAGAAGGACAAGGUGAAGAAGGAGAAAAAGAAAAAGGAGAAGAAAGAGGCCGCGAGCGCCGCCCCAUCCCUUCUCUACUUCUCCACAUCUACCGUGCCCACCGUCACCCACCCGGAGCUUCCGUCCCAGCUUGACAAGUUUCUGGUCACUCCGGGCAUGGACGUGGUUGACGGGCUCGUGAGUCGCCUGCGCGUGGAAGACAUGAGCGACGUGUGCAGCGACCUGUCCACCAUUUUCGAAGUUCAUGGGCAGACGCGACGCCUCAUCCAAUGGGCCGUUCGCAAGGAGCUGGCAGCAACCACCAAUUCGUCGUCGGUGUCGACGCUCUUCCGACAGACUGGCGUGGCCACGUGCAUGGUGUCCAUCGAAUGCAAGCGCAAGGGCGGCGAGUAUCUCGUGGCCCUGCUCCGUCCGUUCGUCCAGCGGAUAUGCAGCGAGACCAAGUCCAUGGAGGUGGAUCCGCUUCGCAUGCGCUCCCAGUCGGCCGAGGACCUCGAGAGCAACCGCCGGCGGCUGGUGGAGGCGUCACAGGAUGCGCUCGACCUCAUCUUCGCCUCGGCGAGCUCCUUCCCCGAAGCGCUCAAACACACAUUCCUCAUCGCGCACAACGAAAUUCUGCAAAAGCUGCCCAACAUGAGGUGGACGGCGAUAUCCAACUUCUACUUUCUGCGCUUCGUGGCGCCGGCCCUCGUGUCGCCCAAGGCCUCGGGCGUCUACGACGGCAAUCCGUCGCCCCAGGCCCUGCGGGCGCUCAUGCUCAUCUCCAAAACUCUUUCGAAUGCCGCCAACGGCGUUCCGUUCGGCGACAAGGAAGGCUACAUGACAAUCAUGAACAGCGUGAUCCUCGACAACCAGCCGCGCAUGCGGGCGUUCCUGGAGAAGCUCAUCGGCAUGACGGCCGACGUCGACGCCCCCGACACGCAGGCGACGCUGGCCUCCUUCCCGCUGCAAUCCGAUCUGCACAUGGCGCGCUGCCGCCUGCUGGCCGCGCUCUACUCGCACCGCAACGCCGUGCUGCCCGGGCUCAUGAACACGCCGACGCCCGUACCCGGCUGGACGCCGCCCGCCCGGAUGUCCCUGUCGGGCAACAACGCCGCCGUGGCGUUCCGGGUUCCAACGACCGACGGUGAGCGCAAGAGCUCGAGCGCCGAGACCACCGCCAUAGGCGCCGACGACAAGAGCAGCAAGGCCACGCUGGGCGAGAUGUUGGGCCAACUGCUCGAUGCCUACCGCGUGCACUGCCCGGAUUGGGUGUCCGACGAGGACAAGGAGACGAAGAAGAAGGUGCAAGAUGAGCUGCUGGAGAGGUUCGAGGAGGGCCUGGCUCACACCAUGCGCCCGGUCACGCCAUUAUCCGUGCCCUCCGGCCGUCUCUUCCGACUGCUCCUGGAUGUGGAAAAGCAGCGCACCAAGGAAUUGGAGGAGGAGUUGCGAAUCAUCAAACUCAAACUCAACACGGAGACCCAGGCCAAGCGCGACCUGCAGCUCCAGAUCCUGCGUGGCAACAACGCACCCGCGUCAAACGGGCCGUCUGCCGGUUGGGUGCGGGAACGGCAGCGAGUGGCCGGUCAGUUCGGGCAGAUGUACGACAUGUUGAGCGCCUUCCGAGGCCGGAUCGUGGAUCUCGAGCGCCUGGUCCUCAAUGAGGCGGCAACCGAAGGCGCCCCUUCAGGAGGAGGGGGACAAGUGCCCACCAUCAACUUUGCCUCUGGCCAGCCUGAACAUCCAAACGCGGGGGGUGCGUUGAGUCCGCGAAGCCGAGCCAAGGCAAGUAAGGACAAGGCCAAGGCCCAGAAGCGACGCUCGUGGAACUUGAAGCUGGGCAACCCGCUCGCCCACAACCCGUGA